CUCAAACAUUUUAUUAAAUAUGAUUUCUUUUUCUUUUCUGCGGCAAUUUAAUACAAAUCAGAUUGCCUAGAUAAUAUUUUCUAUUGUUCCUGUGAUCUGUAGUCUAAUUUGUCUUUGAAUAUUUUAUGGAAUCUUCUCUGAAGAAAACAAAUGAAUGGCCAACAAACACAUGGAAGAAAUGCUCAUUGUCCUUAAUCAUCAGAGAAAUACAAAUCAAAACCACUAUGAGGCAUCCCCCAACCCCAAUGAGAAUAGGCCACAUCGCAAAGUCCCAAAGCUACAGAUGCUGGCGUAGAUGUGGAGAGAAGGGAACACUUCUACACUGCUGGUGGGACUGCAAACUAAUACAACCUCUAUGGAAAGAAGUGUGGAGAAUCUUCAAAGAACUAAAAAUAGAUUUUCUAUUUGAUCCCGCAAUUCUAUUACUAGGCCUUCCAAAGAUAAACAUGAAUUUAGAUUCCAUUCAUCGAUUAAUUGAGGAAUCACAAAUCUUUCAGCCGCAGCAGUCAGCAGUUAAACGGCACGGUGAGAAGGUGGCGACUGCCUCGUCCCCCAGGGACACCUGUCACCGGCGCGGCCCCCUUCCCGGGCUGCAGUCUCAGGCCGCCCCCCACGUCUGCACCUGCUCCUGUAGCAGCGAGUGGCAUAUCCGUGAAGAGCUUCGCCUGCGGGAACUGGAGGAGGCCAAAGCCAGAGCCGCUCAGAUGGAGAAGACCAUGCGGUGGUGGUCAGACUGCACCGCCGACUGGAGAGAAAAGUGGAGCAAGGUCCGGGCUGAAAGGAACAGUGCCAGGGAGGAAGGCAGGCAACUCCGGCUGAAACUGGAGAUGAGAAUGAAAGAACUGAGUGAACUGAAAAAGCAGCAGUGUUCGCCGCCUCAGCAGCAGGCUGUGGAAGCUAAGGUUACCCAGGGCCCCGGGUGGCCUGGUUUUGUAGAAGAGUCCUUUGAGCACAGAGACCAAUGUCUAAUUGGUUCCCAGAUGAGUGAGUCUAUCAGACAGUGUUUGGUAAAGAGACAAUGUCCUACAAAGGAGAACACAAGUAGUGAGGAAGAAGGUGUGGUUAUUGAUUCAUUAAAAUUAAGUGAGGAGAUGAAACCCAGUGUAGAUUGUGUUGAUUUAUUCAAGAAUGACAGUUCUGGGAAUGAUGCAAUGAAACCUGAGCUGAGGCUGCAAGCAAUAAAUCUACCCUUGGAAAAUGAAAGAACUGAAAUUUCAGCUCUGCAGGUGCAUUUGGAUGAAUUCCAAAAAGUCUUAUGGAAGGAAAGAGAAAUGCGCACAGUUUUGGAAAAAGAAAUAGAACGACUGGAGUCAGCUUUGUCGCUGUGGAAAUGGAAGUACGAAGAGCUGAAGGAAUGGAAGCCGAAAACUGUGAAAGAGGCUGACAUCCUUCACAGUCAACAGGAAAAUGAAAUGGAAGACAUAUCAGGAGAUAUAAAGGAGGAAUCCAAAUCUCAAAACAGCAAGGACAGAGUGAUCUAUGAAUUAAGAACAGAGCUAGAGAGAUUGCAGGCUGAAAAUGCCUUGGAGUGGGACAAGAGGGAAAUACUUGAAACAGAAAAACAAGGUCUGGAGAGAGAAAAUAGAAGGCUCAAGAUACAGGUGAAAGAAAUGGAAGAGCUCCUGGGUAGCAAAAACAGAAUAAGUGCAAACUCUCAAGACUGUGAUUUCAAGAGGUCACAAAUUGAUCUGCAAGAGCAAAGCAAGGAACCAUCAAAUCUUCAACAUGCCCACUCUAAACUAAGCAGACAACACCAGGCAACCAUCACAGAACUGACUCAUGCAAACGAUCAAGCAGCUCAAGAUGAGGCAGAGUUAAAGAAACUGAGAGCUCACGUGGAAAAACUGAAGCAGAGACUCCACCAGAAGGAAGAUGAGAUUGAUGAUUCCCUGAAUCAGAUCCGUAAGCUCCAGAGAUCUCUGGAUGAACAGAAAGAAACGAAUGAAAAUUUGGAGCUUCAACUCAGGCACUUACAAAGCUGGUAA
This is a messenger RNA of Nycticebus coucang (slow loris), 1985 nucleotides long. RefSeq names its product coiled-coil domain containing 102B (gene CCDC102B). NCBI's taxonomy places the organism in Eukaryota, Metazoa, Chordata, Mammalia, Primates, Lorisidae. The record is from RefSeq and is a predicted model, not a curated record. Bases 126 to 1985 code for a protein of 619 amino acids. The transcript has 9 exons.